Gasterosteus aculeatus aculeatus (three-spined stickleback) is the source of this 721-nucleotide messenger RNA. It is a transcript of the gene lage3, whose product is annotated as L antigen family member 3. The record is from RefSeq and is a predicted model, not a curated record. NCBI's taxonomy places the organism in Eukaryota, Metazoa, Chordata, Actinopteri, Perciformes, Gasterosteidae. Gene Ontology annotation, cellular component: EKC/KEOPS complex.
CCUUACUUCCUCCUUAGCCCCUCCACCCCUCAGCUCUCCGUGUACGUCCCCUUCCCGUCGCCCCGUGAGGCUGCCAUCGCUCUGCGCUCUCUGUCUCCGGACCGCGAGCCGAGGAAAGGCGGCAUCAGCAAACAUCUGGCGUUGACCGGCAGCACGCUGUCUGUGAGGUGGCGUGCCGACGAAGCUCGAAUCCUCAGAGUGUCUGUGACAUCGUUCCUGGAUCACCUGGCGCUCGUCAUGGAGACCAUGGAGAUGUUCGGCCCCCCCGUUGCCCUGUGAAGAUCCUCACAGGAUUCAGGACUGUUGUUUCGUCCUCUGGAGCUGUUUGAGCUGUGAGAAGACAACCUGGAGUAAAGGGGCCAGAGAUUUCAUUCCCCUUUGUAUGAAAGCAGAUGUUCUUCUACACUCAUGUUCCUGUCUCGGGGAACUGGGUCCACAUGCUCUUGAUGCCCUCGUUCGACCAGCAAGGGGCGUUUUUGUUUGAGAGCAACUCCAAGUAAGGAACGUGGAAUAAAGACAGGACCUCUAUGCGUUAGAGGAGAGGUUUAAUCUUUGAGGAGGAGGUGAAACUCCUGACUCACUAAAUUCAGACGUAACAAAUGAUUUCUUGUUGACGCGCAGAUCUUAUUCCUUCACUUGAACUUCAAUAUAGUCAGUGGAAUGAAUUUGGAAAGUUUGAUGUCUACUUUGUCCUUCAAUAAAUAACACCUAAAGUAUUUCA